Messenger RNA from Spirometra erinaceieuropaei, 951 nucleotides. The record is from the annotation of a GenBank genome assembly. Lineage: Eukaryota; Metazoa; Platyhelminthes; Cestoda; Diphyllobothriidea; Diphyllobothriidae.
AUGGGCAGAAGUAGAUCCCACUCAGAAUCCAGAGCAGAUGAUAACCCAGGCGAAUUUCUAGUCAACAGGGAAUGGAGGCUGAUGAAGAGGAUUGGGGCGGGUUCCUUCGGAGAGAUAUUCCAUGCCAUCAACAAGAUCACCAAAGAGGAGGCUGCGGUGAAGAUGGAAUUUUUCCGUCAUGGUGCACCAGUGCAGCUUCAAACAGAAUGCCAACUGUUGCGACUCUUGAAGGACUGCCCCGGUGUGGCCAAACUCUUCUGGUACGGUCGCGAUGGUGAACAGAACUUCUACACUGCUCUUGUCAUGGAGUACUUGGGGCCAAGUCUGGAGGAUUUGCAUGUCUCUUGUGACUGUAAAUUUUCGUUGAAAACGGUUGCCCUCCUGGCAGACCAGAUGAUAAAGCGGGUAGAGACGCUGCACAAGCGUUGUCUCAUUCAUCGCGACAUUAAGCCGGAUAAUUUUGCUAUGGGAUGCGGACCAAACUUUAAUACCGUCUAUAUUAUUGAUUUUGGUCUUUCUAAAUUUUAUAUGGACCCCAAGACUAAAGAACACUGUCCAUUCAAGGACUUUCGAAACCUCACUGGAACUGCGCGUUACUGCAGUGUUAACGCCCACGCAGGCUACGAACAGUCGAGGCGGGAUGAUCUGGAAUCGCUUGGCUAUGUCUUUGUCUACUUCCUUCGUGGUAAACUGCCCUGGCAAGGCCUUCAAGCAGACAGUAAACGAGAGAAGUUCAGGAAGAUAUAUAAGAAGAAGAUGAGUGUCAAAACAGAGUCUCUGUGUGAAGGGCUGCCAGAGGAGUUCGCCAAAUAUCUCAAUUACUGCAAAAAUCUCGCUUUCGAAGAGGAGCCCAAGUACCGGUACCUGAGAAGCCUAUUUUGGCGAGUACUCGAUAAAAGAGGCUACAAAUACGAUCUGCAAUUCGACUGGACUAUGCCGGGGAAUGAGUGA